This is a messenger RNA of Actinia tenebrosa (Australian red waratah sea anemone), 1769 nucleotides long. RefSeq lists its product as uncharacterized. NCBI's taxonomy places the organism in Eukaryota, Metazoa, Cnidaria, Anthozoa, Actiniaria, Actiniidae. The record is from RefSeq and is a predicted model, not a curated record.
UUUGAAGAACACAACUAACAUGUUUUCGUAACGCUUUACAAGGUUUUGAAACUUUUUAUUAACGUUUUAUUUUGUCACGAAAUCACAAAUACACUACAUAAAAUCGAAAAACCUAUGCAAAUAAAGUUCGGCUGGAUCAUUUUGUGGGUUUAGAAUUUUUUAUUAUAAAUGGCCAAAUAUUUAUGAUAAUUUGACAUUUUGAAAGGCGACAAGUUCAACUAAAUCGGUCGCUGUGGUGUACAAAUUCAAUAUGAAUAUCAACAAAGCAGGACGUUCUUACCAGCCAGGGAAAUCACUUGAUUACGAUCUUCGAGAGGUUAUAAUUACAAAGUGUUUUGGCUACGGUGGUGAUCCUUUAUACAACUUUUUGCCUGUGUCUUUAAGCACAAUUGCAGAAGAAGCCGGAGUUGCAAAAAACACCGUAAGGAAAGUUUGGAGUGAAUUUUGUACAACCCGUACUGUUAAUCCAAGAGCGAGGGGUGGUGAUUUCUGCAGCAAGCUAUCUGCGGGAGAUCUGGAGUUGAUAGAGGUUCUAAAGACUACUCGAGGGUCCAUAUCGCUCCGAGAGUUGCAUGCUGUGCUAGAUGAUGUUGGCGAUGUAACAGACAUUUCCUUAUCCGCGAUCUCCAAGGCAAUAAAAUCUAAGUUGUUGUCAGGAAGAAAAUAUUCUAGAAAAAAAAUAACGCAUGUUGCGAGAGAGCGAUUCACGAAUGACAACAUGGUCUAUACACAGCUUUUUAUAAAUUAUCUAUCUGCUAAAGAUCCACAGAAAAUUAAAUUCUUUGAUGAGGCUGGUAUAAAAACACCCGAUGUUGGUACUCGUCUUUACGGUAAUUCACCAGUUGGGCAACGCUGUGUGGAGAUCGCGAAAAAAGUUGAAUCACCAAAUCAAACUCUUAAUUUAUUGAUUUCUCUGAAUGGUCCAGAGCACUACAAUAUAAUCAAUGGAGCUAGUAAUACCAUUGAAUUCUGGAAUUUUUUUGAAGAGGCAGCUAUCGCAGGGAACAUAACUACCGGAAGACCAGCCUUGGAGGUGGGAGAUAUUAUUGUUAUGGAUAAUUUAGCAGUUCACCAUUACGAAGGCGGGGAAGUAUUGGAAGAAUACCUUGCUGACAUGGGUAUAGAACUGAUUUAUACCCCUAGUUAUUCGCCAGAUUUGAACCCAGUGGAGUUCUGUUUCAAUAAAGUCAAAGGUUUGCUGAAUGGAAGGCUGGUAGACAACGUGAAAAACGAUUUAAAGCUAGCAGUCAUGGAGGCAGUAGAAGACAUUUCUAGCUCAGAUGCUAGAAAAUUUUAUCUUUCAACAUCAUAUAUGUUUCCCAAUGUUUAAUACACUGAACAUGACAGGAGCAAAACAUCCUAAAGCAAUGUUACUACCGGUUGAAAUGAAAUAUUCUAUUUUUAAAUUAGUAUAUGAUUACAAAUCUAAACGCAAAUGAAAACGUUGAAAUUACAGUAUAUUAUCGCAGAGACUAGUAUGAUAAAAUUCACAAUUACAAAUAGCUUAAACCUGCAUGCGUAAAACUUAGAAAGCAUUCUGAAAGCAUUCAGUUCAUUCAUUUGUAACGCAACUUCAUUAUGAUAACAACAAGUCUUAUAACAAAUUUUCAAUAAAAGUUCAAAGUUUCGAUAAUAUUAUAAACUCAGGUUUCAGGAAUUCUUAUUUGAGUUAUGCAUUUGUAUGAAAUCCUUUGUUCAGAGAUAGCAAUAAAUGAGCUGUUUCUGUUACCGCACUUUCGUCCUCAGUUUCGUUAGGGUGAACGGAGCUU